AAUGGGAAAGAAGAGAAAUACAAAUAAAGUUACUUUGGCUGUGCCGUUAAGUGUAGCGGCGAUUGGAGGAGGGAAAGGUGGUGGAUCGAUUGGAGGUCCUGAUCCGAGUGAUACGAGUGAUUUGGAAUCUGUUUAUUCUGCGUCGGUGGUUGGUGAAGGUGCUGAUUCAGAUAACGAAAACGACUUUGCCAGUCUUGUUGACUCUUUUGGCGAUUUGGUAGAAAAUGCACAAGACAAAAGAAUAGAAACACGCCUUCGAGCAAUUGACAGUCUUUUACUUGUCUUAAACAAAAAUUGUAUUCCUGAAAGUGUCGAAAAAUGGCGUGGAACACUUGCAGAAAUUAUUCUUGUUAAUUUAAAAAGAACUUCUGAGGAAGCUACGCGUGUAUGUUCGUUGGCUGCUUUGUUGAGUUUACAAUUGGGUGUGGGAAUUGAAGAGGAUAUUUGCGAGAUUGUUAAUUUGAUGCGUCAAAUUUGUUCGGAUGUGAGUGCUUCUGAAGUUGUUCGUUCUUCUUGUGCUCAGGCGAUUGGACUUUGUGUUUAUUUGAGUGUUGAGAGUCACAACGAUCGUUUGGAAUCAAUGCAAACACUUAAAAGUAUCUGGUCAGCAAUGAAACCUGCGGGUGUUGGUGGUACUUCUCUUUUUUCUUCUGCUUUAGCUUCUUGGUCUUUACUUUUAGAACGGGUUUUUUUAUUAAAAAAAUUAUUUCCAAAAAAUUUGUUUAAAGUUUGA
Molecule: messenger RNA, 733 nt
Organism: Meloidogyne enterolobii
Lineage: Eukaryota; Metazoa; Nematoda; Chromadorea; Rhabditida; Meloidogynidae
Source: the annotation of a GenBank genome assembly